AUGUUUCCGUCGAAUGAAUUACCGAAAAUUAUUGCUGAUGAUACCGUCGUGCCAGUUCAAUCUGACAAUGAAAAACAAACACAUAAAAAGCGAAAGUUCAUAAUACCAACGUCAAAUGAACAAUUGAUGACGCUUGUCUGUAUUCUUUUUAUUGUAUUCAUUAUUGCAAGUGCUGUACUAAUCGGACUGGUGUCAGUUUUUCUACCAAGACCAACUGAUAACAGUUCAACAAUCGAGACAAUAACUGUCACCUAUCUUUUCCCCAUCACUUCACAAACGAGCAAUGAUUUAUUUUCAAAUAAUAAUUCUCUAAUAGCGAAUUAUUAUCUGAAUAACAAUCAGAAGAACAUCUUCAAAGCGUGUUUACAAUUACGAUUGUCUGAAGAUGAUCGAACCAAACAAAUGACCAUUCUUUCGAUCGGUAAUGCACAUAUUCUAUCUGCAAAUGAUACUAAAACGAACUCUACAUCGAGAAGGAAGCGUCGUCGACAAAUAUUGCCUCGAAUUGAUCAAGUAGAGAUAACACUCACAAUGCAGUGUUAUCCAUCGAUAUCAAAGAUGGAAUGUCGACAGGAUAUUGAGUCCGUUCUGAAUACUAAACAAUCACUCACGUGUACAACAGCAGAUGAAACGAUGAUUGCAACAAGCUCGUCGAGUUCGACAGAAAUGAAAGAUGAACAAGUUGCCCAUAUUCAACACUGGCGACAAGUUGGCCAACUAUUCCUUGCCUUUGGAUUGACAUCAUUGGUAGGACUUGAAAGACAACUGCGAGGUAAAAAUGCUGGUCUACGUACGCAUUCUAUUGUGGGAACAACGUCUGCAUUGAUCCUACAAGUGAGUAAAUAUGGCUUUAGUGAUGUUAUCCAUGAAGGAAUGGUUGUUCUUGAUCCGUCUCGAAUUGCUGCUCAAAUUAUCUCGGGCAUUAGUUUCCUUGGUGCUGGCCUAAUUAUUACACGUCAGAGAGCGAUUCGCGGGUUAACUACGGCUGCUUCAGUGUGGUCAGCAGCUGCGAUUGGCAUGGCUGCUGGUUGUGGACUUUGGGUUUUGUCAUUGGCUGUUACUGGUCUUCACUUUAUCAUUUUACUUGGCUUUUUGCCUUUAGAAAAACGGCUUCCAGUGUUUGAUAAAAACUCACCAUUUUACUUAAAAACUGAUCCAAGGAAAGACAAUGAGGGCAGCAAUGACGAGAGUGACGAAGACGCUCAGUCUCUUUAA
Adineta ricciae is the source of this 1215-nucleotide messenger RNA. Lineage: Eukaryota; Metazoa; Rotifera; Eurotatoria; Adinetida; Adinetidae. The record is from the annotation of a GenBank genome assembly.